AUUAUGUACCAAAUAAGGUUCCUUACAGUUGCACCUCAACAGGAGGGAAGUGUUACAGAAGAACCAAUUUCAGAAAUUCAAACCAGACGGACCUGGCAGUUUGACUGGGCAUUAAAUAAACUGGAUAACUCUGUCAGAAAAACUGGCCGCAUCCCUAAAACUCUUCUACUAAAAGUCUUCCAUGAAAUAUGCAGAACAGGGUGUCCAGGGAGUAAUCAGACCUUGCUUUUGUUGCGAAGUUGUGGUGCUCUUUUACCAGAGGUAUUGUCACCUGAAAGAACGGAACUAGCCCAUAUGAUAUGGGAGAAGAUGAAAGAACUGGGUGCUGUGUAUGAUACAAGCCAUUAUAAUGCUUUACUUAAAGUCUACCUUCAGAAUGAGCACAAAUUUUCUCCGACGGAAUUCUUGGCCAGAAUGGAGGAAGCUAAUGUGCAGCCCAAUCGAGUUACAUACCAAAGGCUGAUUGCUGCUUAUUGCAAUGAGGGUGACAUUGAAGGAGCGAGUAAGAUUCUUGGAUUUAUGAAGAACAAAGAUCUUCCAAUCACUGAGGCAGUAUUCAGUAGCCUUGUGAAAGGUCAUGCAAGAUCAGGAGAUAUGAAGAGUGCAGAAAAUAUCCUUUCAGUGAUGAGGAUGGCCGGUGUUGAACCAGGUCCAGACACCUAUUUAUCACUGCUGAAUAUGUAUGCUGAAAAGGGUGAUGCUGGUAGCAUUAAAAAGACUCUAGAAGAGGUUGAGAAGACUGAAGGGUACCUUAUGGAUAGGAUUUUGAUGCAGGUGAUUUUUAGCCUUGCCAAGGCUGGAUAUCCUCAGUACAUCGAAGAUAUUAAAGAACGCAUAAGAUUUGAAAGGGAAUUAAUUCCAGAUGCAAUGAACCUGUGUUUGACCCUGAUAACUCAUGGCUUUGAAGAUAUAGGUUUCCAUAUUUUGAAGUCUCUUAAUCAUUUAUCACGUGAUAAUAUGGACCAGGGUAACUUCUUCUUGCAACACUGUGUAAAUAGAGAUAUGCCUGUGAACAAGCUGAAGCAAUUUUGUAGUGAGUUAAAAGAAGCAAAAAUGCACUCGGCACCGUUACCAUUUAUUUUGCGUUGCGCUUUGGAGGCCAACAAAUCAGCCUUGGCCAUUGAUGUGAUGAAGAUGAUGAAAGAGGAAGGCUUGCCACUCAGACCUCACUAUUCCUGGCCGCUGCUAGUUGGGUUCCAGAAAGAGAAGAAUCUUAAAGGUAUUUUUGAGGUCCUCAAAGUGAUGCACGAGUUGGGGGUGGAACUUGAUACAGAAACAUACACAGACUAUGUUUUUAAAAAUUUUGCUGAUAGUGAAACUGCCCGUGCCCAGCUGAAGAAAAAUGACUGCCUGUUUGAAACUGUUGGACUCUAUGUAGCAGAAAUAAGACAUGAAGCAGCACAUGGGAGACUGAACAAUGUUCUUUCUCUAUUGUCUUCAGCAAGCACACCUCCUAUUGAUAUUCGUCAGUUUAGAAACAGCCUUAUUUUGGGUUUUAAAAGCUCAAAUGAUGUACAUCUUUGGAGCAAGAUAACAGAACUGUUGUACAAAGAUGAACGUUAUUGCCUGACGCCUCCAGGACCAACUGAAGCUGUUGGCUAUUUUCUUUAUCACUUGAUUGACAGCAUGAGUGACUCAGAGGUACAGGCCAAGGAGGAGCGUUUGAGACAAUACUUCCAUCAGCUGAAGAAGAUGAAUAUAGUUAUCCCUACAACCCACUACAGCGGCAUUUGCAGACUGCUGGACUCCUCUCAAGUUCCUGAAUUAAUUAAGGAUGCAAGGUUACUGUCUCUUAAAAAAACCCUGUCUACAGACAACAUUCCAGAAAGUGCUAAAUCUGACGUGUCUGCUUUGGAGAAGAAACUAGAAAAGCAAAAAGCUGAAAACCAGCCUAUUACAGAUGUCUUGAAACAACUCAUACAUGCUCUUUGUGAAGAAGAGAAUAUGCAAAAAGCCCUUGAAGUGAAAGCCAAAUACGAACCGGACAUGGUUGUCGGUGGCUAUGCAGCCUUAAUAAAUUUGUGCUGUCGACAUGAUAAUGUAGAAGAGGCAAUGAACCUGAAAGAAAAAGUCUUCCCUAAGAAUUCACCUGUUGCUCUUGACACUGGAAAGUAUGUAGCACUGGUAGAGGUCUUAGGAAAGCAUGGUAGACUAGAAGAUGCUAUUAACAUUCUAACGGAGAUGAAAGAGAAGGAUGUUCCUAUCUCAGACAGAACAGUUGCAUCUUUUUUCCGCAUUCUUAAUGCCGCUGCCAUGCGAGGUGAAGUUGAAACAGUGAAUCGAUUACAUGAGACCAUUGUGAACCUGGGGUUGGCAGAAACUGCUGUCCUUCAUUCCACUCUGAUUACAGUUCACCUUGAAAAGGAUGACAUGCCUGCAGCUCUGGAAGCUUUAAUCAACUGUUAUAAGAAGUAUGGUAAAAUUCUUCAGCUUCAUAAGAUCUACUGUAGACUGAUAGAAAAAGGAGACGCUGAUCUACUGCAAAAGGUUUCAGAUUUUAUAAGCAGAGAAUAUGGUGACAUGAUGGCUCUUUAUGAUCUCUUCUUUGCCUUCUUGCAAACAGGAAAAUACAAAGAGGCCAGGAAGGUCAUUGAGACUCCUGGCUUGAGAGCACACUCUGGAAGGUUGCAGUGGUUUGCAAAAAAGUGCAUAUCAAGUAAUCAGAUGGAGACUUUGGAACACUUGGUAGAAUUAACUCAAAAUCUAUUUGAAUGUGAUAGAGAUGAGAUGUACUUCUACCUGCUUCAACUGUGUG
Fulmarus glacialis (Northern fulmar) is the source of this 2755-nucleotide messenger RNA. RefSeq names its product leucine-rich pentatricopeptide repeat containing (gene LRPPRC). The transcript has 26 exons. Gene Ontology annotation, molecular function: protein binding. Lineage: Eukaryota; Metazoa; Chordata; Aves; Procellariiformes; Procellariidae. The record is from RefSeq and is a predicted model, not a curated record. The annotation marks the transcript as partial.